UAAUGGUAAACACAGUAUCCAAUUCAUUCAAUUUCAAUACGUAAUAAAAUUAUAGUUUAUUCUUUGUAACACAUUAUUUUGAAAUAAAAAUAGUGAUACAAUAUAACUAUUUUAUAUAUUACACAAUACGAUUGUUCCUAAAUGCUGUUUACAGUAAUUUAUAGUUGGUAGAAAUAACGUGUUUUUUUUUCUGCUAUUCAUGUAAGUGAACAGCUGAGUUUUGUUUUCAUUGCGUAGUGUACAUCUUCCAUCAUUUUUGUAUUAUCACAGAUUACCGUCGCAAGUUUACUUGAAGGCCUGAAAGAAAAACAACAAUGAAUGAAAUAAAAUCUUUGGAACAUCCUACAUUGAAGGUGCCUUACGAGGUCUUCAACAAGAAGUAUCGUAACGCCCAGCGCGUGUUUGACGUGGAAGCGAGGCAGGUUGUGGCUGCGGUCGGUGAUCUGGAUACAGCUGUCAAAAACGGCUCGACAGCUGGUGAAAUCAACACUUUACUUGGUGGCAUGGUCGAGAAACUAACAACAAUGAAGAGGAAAGCUUCAGACGCGAUAACCGAGGAGGUGCAAGCAGCGUUUGUCUGCAAGAAACGUCUCGAACACUUGAAGGAGCAGGCGGAGGCUAUCGCUGAACCUAAUAGUUCACAGAAUAAGACCGCAAUGACUCAGUGGCGUAAAGUGCGCUUGGACAGAAUGAUAGUGGAUUACUUUCUACGCAAUGGAUAUUAUGACUCGGCCGCUAAAUUAGCCGAAACUCGGAAUCUCAAAGAUUUGACUAAUGUUGAGAUAUACGCGGCGGGCGCUGCGGUGGAGCGCGAGUUAGCGGCGCGGCGCACGGCGCGCUGCCUGCAGUGGUGCGCUGAUAACCGCUCCAAGCUGCGCAAGCUCGGCUCCACCAUGGAGUUCGACACGCGCCUGCAGGAGUUUAUAGAGCUAGUACGUGAAGACAAACGUCUCGAAGCGGUGCGCUACGCUAAGAAGCACUUCUCUACAUACGAGGACGGGCAGUUGGAGGACAUACAGCAUUGCAUGGGCAUGCUCGCUUUUCCCAAGGAUACAGAAGUGGAGCCCUACCGUCGUCUGCUAGCCGCCUCACGUUGGACAGCCCUAGUUACGCAGUUCCGCUGGGAACACGCUCGUCUCUUGCACCCGGCGCGUCUUCCCGCUUUACCCGUGACAUUACAAUUGGGUCUUGCAGCGUUGAACACUCCACAAUGCUACUCCGAGAGCACCAAGGUAUCGGGCUGUCCCGCAUGCCAGCCGCCACUGAAUGCUCUGGCGGCCACGCUGCCGCACGCGCACUGCUCGCACUCGCGGCUCGUGUGCCGCAUCACGCGCCUGCCGCUCAACGAGCACAACCAGCCCAUGGUGCUGCCCAACGGCCAGGUGUACGGCGAGAAGGCGCUCAAAGAAAUGAUGAAGGAACACGGCUCAAUAAUCUGCCCCAAGACGAAGGAGGUAUUCUGCAUGAAACGUGUCGAGAAAGUAUAUGUUAUGUAAAUGUGUGAUACUCAACGAUUAUUUUAAGCAUAUAAUAUUGCAUUGUAUUCAAAUUUAUUUUUACCUUUUUUAUAUUUUUUGUCAAAUACAUUGGCCCUAUUGUUUAUAGUUCUCACUUUUUAUGUUUUGGUGGUAAAAUAAAACUCAAAAUUGUAUUAAAAUAUUCUCUUUAAUUUUAGUGUGGGUAUAUUUAGUUUUCCUAUCGAAUAUUUUCUAUUUUCUACUUUUUACUGCCAAUCUCAAUUAUUUGCGUGUAGAUACGCGGUUUGCGAUUGUCCAUUUUGUAAGCAGUGUUUUGUUUAAGCAUUUUAAAAAGUUCCAUGUAAAGGAUUGUAUGAAAUACUGUAUAACAUUGUAUUAUGUAACUCAAUAAAGUGAUUGAAAGUCA
Colias croceus (clouded yellow) is the source of this 1884-nucleotide messenger RNA. RefSeq names its product E3 ubiquitin-protein transferase MAEA (gene Kaz). Lineage: Eukaryota; Metazoa; Arthropoda; Insecta; Lepidoptera; Pieridae. Gene Ontology annotation, biological process: proteasome-mediated ubiquitin-dependent protein catabolic process. Gene Ontology annotation, cellular component: cytoplasm; GID complex; nucleus. The record is from RefSeq and is a predicted model, not a curated record. Gene Ontology annotation, molecular function: protein binding; ubiquitin protein ligase activity. Bases 315 to 1496 code for a protein of 393 amino acids. The transcript is spliced from 9 exons.